Messenger RNA from Phytophthora nicotianae INRA-310, 1520 nucleotides. RefSeq lists its product as hypothetical. The transcript is spliced from 3 exons. Lineage: Eukaryota; Oomycota; Peronosporomycetes; Peronosporales; Peronosporaceae. Bases 1 to 1383 code for a protein of 460 amino acids. The record is from RefSeq and is a predicted model, not a curated record.
AUGGCUUCGUUGCCCUCGGUUUCUGGUGAUCAGGGCGACCUGCGUGAUCCUACCUUGGAGGAAUUGUAUACAGGUCCAGUUCGUGCACUACCUGAUGAGAUCCAGCAAAUGCCAGCGGAAGACACGGCGUGUACAUUCUGUGGCGUCAGCUACUUUGUCUUUGCCGAGGUUCAGGCACUCCAGAUUACAGUCAAGCAGUACAAAAAGACCUUCCGAGAUUUUGUGCGGUUUAUGGAGUGUGAGCGCUCGGUAGCGCGAGAUUUACGACAACAAGUAGCUGAAUUGAAAGGUAGUUUUGCAGAACUUGUGGCAACUUGUAGCGCUAGAGUCAAGCAGAUUUCAGAGCAGAAUGAAGCGUAUUGUACAGUCAAACAAGAAGCAUUGGACCAGCUACAGCAGCUACGAAAAGAACUUUUGGAAUCUGAAAGUUCCCGUCGAGAGCUUCAGAUAUUAUCCGAGCGCAACGAAGAAGAACAAAAAUUGUCACACUCACUGGUCGAACAAAAACUACGCAACGAGAUUUUGCAUUUGUCAAGUCAAAUGGAGAGCUGCAAACUGCUCUCUCAGUCACAACAAGCAGCUUUUCAGGAAGAGAAUGACCGUGAUCAACAGCUUAUUCGAGAACUCGAGUCUAAGUUUGUGGAGGGCCAACAACAGUGGACAGCGGCUGAGCGACAAGUUGUAACUGAGCGAGAUGUCCUAAAGCAGCGACUUCUGGCCAUGAACGAGCGUGUGGAGCUGGAAUCGAGUACUGCACGACAGCUGGAAGGCCAGUUAACUGCUAUUCGAGAAGAACUUCGUCGAGUAGUAGCAGCUAGCGACACUGAGCGCAAGUCCAGUUCACAAAUGAACAGUGAGAUUAUCCAACUUAAGCAUCAACUCCAAAACCUGGAGAAGACGCGAGCUCAACUGGUUUCCGAGAACGGACGAUACAAGGACGACAAAUACAAACUGGAAGAUGAGAUUAAUACUCUGCGUCUUCGUGCAGAUCAGCUGCAAGGACAACUCAGUGUGAGUACAACUUCUACUGAGAAAAUAAAGAAUGAGUAUACUCGUGACUUGGAAAAGUUACGAGGGGAACAUGGUAACGAAAUCAGUCGUCUUCAACGAGACCACGCGAAAGUCAUUGAAGCGCUAAAAGCGAGUCAGAAUAAUUAUCUAGAAUAUCUGAAGAAAGAGACUGUGGAGCGUCAAGCGAAGGGGGAAGAAUCGUCACGUCUCGCGCGUUUAGCGAUGGAGAACAGACUAAAGGAUGCAGAGCGUAGAGCGAACGAUUGGAAAGAUCGUGCGUUGCAAAACGCUAGCCAGCGCGAGGUAAAUUUACUGCAGUCCAUGCUAUAUCUAGUUUUGGGGACCAUGUUGAAAAUUCAAUUCUCACAAUAGGAGGCCAAACGCAAUAGUUCACAUUACGAGUGCAUGAUUCAGACGUUGCAGGGUCGGCUCGACACAAGUGAACGUGAAAAGGUGAUAUAUUUUUUCGUACAUGUCCAUAUUUCCAGCUCACAUGUUAUGUUGAUAUC